Pelodiscus sinensis (Chinese soft-shelled turtle) is the source of this 4756-nucleotide messenger RNA. It is a transcript of the gene GPM6B, whose product is annotated as glycoprotein M6B. Gene Ontology annotation, molecular function: structural constituent of myelin sheath. Gene Ontology annotation, biological process: central nervous system myelination; negative regulation of serotonin uptake; axon development. Gene Ontology annotation, cellular component: plasma membrane; myelin sheath; membrane raft. Lineage: Eukaryota; Metazoa; Chordata; Testudines; Trionychidae. The record is from RefSeq and is a predicted model, not a curated record.
UGUCACAAAUCCAUUCUUUGCUGAGAGAAUUGAUUAACAUUCAUUGGGAGCCUCUAGAGAAAGAGAAGCGAGGGGAAAGAGAGAGCACGCAAGGAGAAAGGGUGCUUAGCUGAUUUCUUCCCAUCCCAGCUACAUAGAAGUUGGGACACAAUCGGACACAGAAUGGCUAUUUGUAACUGGGGUCCUUGGUGACGUAUGGCUGAGCGUUUCCUGGCACAAAUCUUUAUGGACCAGUAAGCAGAGCGAAAUUGAAGCCGACAAGACUUUUUGCAUUUUGGAAAGGACUGUAAUCUACUGUAGUGAAGAACAGAGCCACUCAAUCACUGCUGCUGUAAAUGAGAGACAGAAGGGAGUAAGAAAGAAAGAAGAGAAAAAGAUUUUGCUGGGAGGAGGGGGGAGAAAGCAUUUUUGGUGGAUGGUAUGAAGCCAGCCAUGGAAACUGCAGUGGAGGAAAAUACAGAACAAAGCCAAGAGAAAAAAGUGAUCACCAGACCAGAAAUGGAAAUUGGCAGGUACCACUGGAUGUACAGGAGUUCAAGGCCACACCGGUACCAUCAUGUGCCAGCAUUGAGAGGCAAUAUUAGUCCUUUGGGGAUUCAAGGUUGCUUUGAAUGUUGCAUUAAGUGCCUGGGAGGAGUUCCAUAUGCUUCACUUGUGGCAACCAUUCUCUGCUUUUCUGGGGUAGCAUUAUUUUGUGGCUGUGGUCAUGUGGCUCUCACUGGAACCGUAUCUAUCCUUGAACAGCACUUCUCCACAAACACCAGUGAUCAUGCUCUGCUGAGUGAAGUAAUACAGCUAAUGCAGUAUGUAAUCUAUGGCAUUGCAUCAUUUUUUUUCUUAUAUGGAAUAAUCCUCUUGGCAGAAGGUUUUUAUACAACAAGUGCUGUGAAGGAGCUGCAUGGUGAGUUCAAAACAACAGCCUGUGGCCGAUGCAUCAGUGGAAUGUUUGUUUUCCUCACGUAUGUGCUUGGAGUGGCCUGGCUUGGGGUUUUUGGCUUCUCCGCUGUGCCCGUCUUUAUGUUCUAUAACAUAUGGUCAACUUGUGAAGUCAUCAAAUCACUCCAGACAAAUAUGACCGCUUCAGGGGACCAGAUCUGUGUGGAUGUCAGGCAAUAUGGUAUCAUCCCUUGGAAUGCUGUACCCGGAAGGGCUUGUGGUCCAAUUUUAGAGAACAUCUGCAACACAAAUGAGUUCUACAUGUCCUAUCACCUGUUCAUUGUGGCCUGUGCUGGAGCUGGUGCCACUGUCAUAGCACUGCUGAUCUACAUGAUGGCUACCACAUAUAACUAUGCCGUUUUGAAGUUUAAGAGUCGGGAAGAUUGCUGCACUAAAUUCUAAAUUGCAUAAGCCCAGUAAAAAGCUGCAUGCGUAGCCUGAAAUACCACUGACACCCUAGACUAAGAGUCUAGCUUUUCAAUUUUGUUACAGUAAUUUGUAAAUAGCUUCAGUAAGCAUCAUCUAGCAUUAUCAGAUUAAUAAAAUGACUUAUUGAAUAUGAACUGUGAUAUGGAUGAGAUCUGGCUAUUUUCUGAACAUUGAGGAUUCAGUUACUUCCGAGGAUGAUCUGCAACAUCUAAAGACAGGAGCUACUAAAUGAAAGAGAUCCUAACCGUUAUCUCUAAGACAAAUUUUUAAAUAUCAGUGAUUAGUUAUUUUUCUAUACACUAAUUUCAGUAGUAAGAAUAAAGCAUACAUUAUAGGUACAAAGAAAUAGGUUGAGUAGAAUAGUGCCAGUGCACAGCUGUUUGACUGAUAUGAAGUACCAUGUAUUGACAAAUGCAUUUUUUAAAAAGGCUCCACAUACAUUUUGCCAGUAUUUCCAGUGUAUGGAGGACAGUCACAAGGUACAGCUUAUUAGUGAGGCUUUAGGAAACUCUACAAGAAUUGAAACUUCAUUACUAAAUUUUCAAAUGGCUGCCAAAUCAUGCUUUCUCUGGAAAAAAAAUUACAAUUCUGUAGUGCUGCGUAAAACAAUCACUUUCCAUUUUGGAUCCCAAACUGACUAAGAAACAGUGUCUAGGUAAUUUCUGUUCUGGUACUGUUUAUGAAGUAGUAACUGAUUUCUCAGUAGCCAGAUCUCAAAAUAUGACUGUAUGGGAAGCGAAACUGUGCAUAGAUCUUCGCUGUUGAAAAGGCACAAAAGAAUCGAGGUGAUUUAUGAUAUAUAUUUUUGUUGCAUUAAAUUUGGUGAAAAGAAUAGAUUUUUACUGUGCAAGCCAUUUCUAUAUAUGUUGAAACUUUACCUGAAGAUAGAAAAUGGGAGAUAAAAAUGCCACCACUAAGAUUUGUUAAUUCAGAGACUGCAUGCUUUUGCUUAUUGUUUUUAGACUCAAAUUUCCUUAUUUAAUUCUCCCAUGGUAAAAUGUAGCUUUUUAUUAUUUACAGAGUAAACAGUGUUUACAAUUUUAGGCUUUUGGGGAGGAGGGGUGAAAUGGGAAGAGGGGGAAGUAGCCUCAGAAUCUCUGUACUACAUGUGCUUAAAGAAAAACACCACAAACUUAAAUUUCAGUUAUUGACUCUAGGUUUCAGAGUAUAUUUGCCAAAUGCAAAAAGCUGCUUUAUAUUUUUGCUUCCUUUUUUUCCUGCGUUGCAUUUUAACUGAUCAGUAAAACUCUUCAGCUCAUUUUUACUACUGCUACAUACUAACACAUUCUAGCUAGUUUUUAACAAGCCAACUAGAAGAUAAGCAUGCAAAAUUCUAGAAAUCAAUUGAAAUGAGCUUCUAUGCCUGCCGAUUAAUAGCAGAAUGCUUAUUAAUGUACAAUAACUUUUUUGUUUAAAGAACAUCCGUUAAUCUGACUAGCAGCUUGCUUUGCCUCUUGACAUGCUCACUAGCCAUCAUGCUCACCCUUCUCUUCCAGAUCCACUUCCUCAUGAUACUAUCUUCUAACUGGGCCUACUUAAAGGAUGCAAGCAAAAUGCAAGCUUACCAAGAUAUCAAAGCAAAAGAAGAACAGGAGCUUCAAGAUAUCCAAUCUCGGUCAAAAGAGCAAAUCAAUUCUUACACAUAAAAGUUUGCCAGAAUAAUUCAACAGAAGAAUUUUGUAGCUCUGACAAAUCAUCAAACAGCUGCCCUGCAGUACAGAUGUAUGUCUACCAAUCUAAUGUAGAAGUGUAAAAACUUCACAUUCAAGCUCCUGCGACAUGUUCAAAGGGAAACCUUCCAGUGGGUAACCUUCCUUUCUUUAGUACAGAUUUAAGAAUUUUCAGUCCAGCCAUUUUAAAAGGCAACACUUUGAAGCAAGUGACCACUCAAAUCACCCUUUUGCGAUUCUUGGUAUUAAAUCUUGUGACCUAAAGCUCCUCCACAAAAUUGUAGUAGGUGACCCAAAACAGCAAGUAGCAGGAGAUUUUUAGCCAUAAAUAAUUACACAGGUGUGAGGUGUAAUAAGUUAUCCCAGUUCUAUACCAAAUGAGACCAUGGCUAGCUCAAAAGAUUUCUCGUAGCUCAUGUUUACUAAUACAAUCUCAGCAUGUCACAAGCAGCUGAUACAUAAAAGGGUAGUGUCUAAACCCACUUUUUUAUGGGCCAAAGGACAAAAGUCCAUUUUUUGAGCCACCUAUUUUUCCAGUAAUGCUAGAGAGAGCCACUGUCAUUCUACUGCACUUUCUAUCUCUGUAUACUGAUUAAUUGCUCAGCUGCUCCAAGUUUUAUUUUUUUUAUUAACUAGUUGAUGGAAUGUAGACUUUUGUCAGGAUAAUGAUCCCCUUCUUUGAAAAUAAAUGUCAGCUUUGCCUUAGCAUUUAUAGAAAAUAAAUAUUAAGGCAUUUAUAUAGUAGCAGGAGACCAUUAUCCGUUUUAUUAAGCAAAAAGUGUUACCUUAUUAAAAUGAAACUGAAAUUGAUUUGAUUAUUCCAAAUGAGCAUAUUGGGGAAUUUGCAGAGUUUUACAUAAGCUAUAAAAAUUACAGCCAUAAAGCAGACCACUGGUCAGCCACCUUUCUCUGGUGCUUAAGUUUCUAGCCAGUGCUCAUUCAUUUUCUCUUUAUAAAAUACAAAAAGCAAGUGUGGUGUUCAGCAAAAAAUCUGGUGCCGUGUUAAAGUCAUUUCCCACAGUGGUCUGCCUUCAUUUUGUUUUUUCUGAAACAUUCAGUGAUAUCUUGAGUAUUAGUGAUGGUAUAUUUGAUGUUUGUUAUUUACAAAAUAUAUAUAUAAAUAUGGGGGGGAGGGAAUCAAGUAUCAGUAAUUUGAAAAAAAUUCUAGUAAAGUCAAGUCACAUUCCCAUGUUAAGUUAACGUGUGGUUUGAUUAGUUUUGACUGUUGGCUGAAUAUUAAAAUAAAAAGGAAGCACAAGUUUCUUAGCUAAGUCAAUAGUAAGAAGUGGACGGACAUUUUUCAAGUAUUCUGUUAUGGCUGAAUUUUUUGGUUAAAUGCCUAAAAGCCUAAUUUGACAGUUUUAAAAAUGGGGCACAGUGUACGUAGAGCAGAUGAGACAGUGUAGCCUAGUGUUUGUUUUUACCUGUUGCAUGAAGGAGAAACAUUUCUACGGCCAUGCAGGUGAUGUUCUAGCCCAGUGUUUGCAUAAGGGUAAUGGAGGCAAUGUCUUAAAGCCUAAUUUCUUUUCUAGUUUGAUGUAGCUAUUACUGGGAGUUUUCUGAAGUUUUGUUUAAGUAGUCUAAUAUUUUUAUGUAAAGAGCAUUAAAUUUUGCUAUGUAUAAAUUUUUGUAACCUAACAGUGAAUCAAUAUUUUCUAUCAGUGCCAAGGGCUUCCUGUAGCUAUACCCAAGUGUUACAAUAAAUAUUUGUAGAUAAUAAA